Molecule: messenger RNA, 1503 nt
Organism: Didymosphaeria variabile
Lineage: Eukaryota; Fungi; Ascomycota; Dothideomycetes; Pleosporales; Didymosphaeriaceae
Exons: 5
Coding region: 1-1503 (500 amino acids)
Molecular function (GO): heme binding; oxidoreductase activity
Source: RefSeq, a predicted model, not a curated record
AUGGCAGCAAUAGAUGGCGCAGAGGUAGCGAAGCAUGAUAACAGGAAGUCUUGUUGGAUUGUUCUCGAUUCGAAGGUGUACGAUGUCACGAAGUUUCUCCCUACGCAUCCCGGCGGUGCAGCUAUUAUAUUGAAGAAUGCUGGCACGGACGCUACUGAAGAGUUUAAGAAAUACCAUCCAUUGAACUAUGUACAUGAUUUACCAGAGGGCAGUGUACUCGGAUCAGUAAAUCCAGACACCCUAGGGAACCUACGAGAGAAAAAAGAAGUCAACGCGGCACCUGCACAAUCCGCAGAUGGCGACAAGGAGAUACCACACCUCACCAUGUGCGUAUCAUGUCCGGACUUCGAGAAGGCCGCGAAAGCUGUGCUACCGCAUAAGAGCUAUGUGUAUGCUAGCACAUCAGCAAAUACCGGACUAUCACUCAAGACAAAUCUUGACGACUGGAGCCGCAUCAACUUCCGUCCACGUGUGAUGCGCAAUGUAGGCGAUGUCGACUCUCGGCGUUCCAUAUUCGGACAUACCUCGCAGUAUCCGUUUUACAUUUCUCCCAUGGGUACAUUGGGUGCCAUACAUCCGGAAGCGGAGCCAGAGAUGGUCCGCGGAGCAGUGCGGAAGGGUGCGCAUAUGGUUGUUAGCACAGCGUCGACUAAAACUUCGGACCAGAUUAUGCAGACUUUUCAGGACGAGCAGCAACGUUUGAACAACAAGAGCCCUACUCGGUUGUUCUACCAAUACUAUAUGCCUGUAGACCGCAAAAAGGCCAUCGAGCUCAUGCACAUCGUCAAGAAGGCUGGAUACAAGGGUAUCUGGAUAACAGUCGACACCCCCGUUCUCGGCAAGCGGACUGCAGACCGCGUACUACAGGCCGAGGAAGCGCUCGCCGUAGGCUUAGCAGAAGAAGAAACAGCAUCGUGGGAGACCGGCGGCGAGAACGCAUUUGCGCCUGCAAUGGGCGGACGGCCCGUUAGUGGUCAGCUAAGCCCGCAUACGACGUGGGAAGAUUUAGCAUGGAUACGAAAAGAAUGGGAAGGCCCCAUCGUUUUGAAGGGCAUUCAGACUGCCGAGGAUGCGAAGCUCGCGUAUGAGUACGGUUGCGAUGGAAUCUUGUUGAGCAACCACGGUGGUCGACAGCUGCAUACUGCGCCCAGCGCGCUUAUGACGCUCCUGGAGAUACGAACAUACUGCCCUGAGAUCAUCGGAAAACUGGAGAUCUUCCUCGACGGCGGAUUGCGGGAUGGAAGCGAUGUUCUCAAAGCGCUUUGUCUGGGUGCGACGGCUGUCGGGGUAGGUCGGCCUUUUAUGUACGCGCUUGCGGCGUAUGGGAGCCAAGGUGUGGAGAGGUGUAUUGAUGUGCUUGCCGACGAGCUCACUCUGGGCAUGCGCCUACUGGGUGUCACUUCGCUGGACCAGUUGAAGCCUGAGAUGGUAAAUGCGACACGACUCUUGAACGAGAUGUGGAGACCGGAGAACAACAGCCUUAGCAUCAAGAGUCGAUUGUAG